Phanerochaete carnosa HHB-10118-sp is the source of this 1966-nucleotide messenger RNA. RefSeq lists its product as uncharacterized. The record is from RefSeq and is a predicted model, not a curated record. NCBI's taxonomy places the organism in Eukaryota, Fungi, Basidiomycota, Agaricomycetes, Polyporales, Phanerochaetaceae. The transcript is spliced from 3 exons. The coding region runs from base 53 to 1966 and encodes 637 amino acids.
GCUGUGCUCUUCAGAAUCCCUACCAUUCCAGUCUAGCUAAACCAAUCUGAUCAUGGCAGGCGUUUUCUCCUUAUUUUCUAGAGAUAACUCGACCGCUUUGCCGGCCUCUGCAUCCUGGCACGCCGAUCCUGCUGUGCGUGGCACCUGGGGCAUUGUCUCGGCAUGCCUGUCAACACUCGUAAUAUGCGUCUGGAACGCUGUCCACAUCGACAUUCCCCUCCGACCGCGUAGGUGGGAGUUUGUCGACAAGCUGCCCUGGCUCGCCGUCGGCCUGCUGGCGCCAGAUUACUUGCUGUAUGUGGCAUGCUGCCAGCUGUACCACGCAAAAAAAUUAUCUGCCGCUGGAAAGGUGUACCUGAUAAGUUCCGAACAGCACAAUAAACGGCCGACGUGCUUUCGUCGUUUCUUCCGCUGGGCUGGAAGCCCGCUCUCAAGGCAACUGAGCACUAGCACGUCCACUAGAGUAUCACCAGAAGUGUUAGAUGCAGAAGGAGGAGAGCAGGAGAGACAUGGUAUGGAAGAUAUCGGCACUGUCGAGUUGGCAGAGCUGGAACUCAAGCCUUCAGGCACGCCACCAGCAGAAGCAAAAGAGGCGCCACCAGCACCCGAAGCCAACGGUUCUUCUGUAAAGAAACGAGAGCAUAAGUGGACCCUUGUGCACAGCUUCUACGCGUCUAUGGGCGGAUUCGUCGUAGAUGUUGACACAUCCAUCGCUCCAACCCUAGCUCCAACGUCCCAGCUCUUCCCAAAUCGGCUCCAAUCAGGUCGAGCCCGCUACAUCCUCACCGCACGAGGUGUCUACUUCCUCAUGCAUCAUACACCAGAGCUCGUGCCCGAUCUGUCCGAGUCGAGCAUUCUCAACCGAUGCCGAUCCGAUGCUCUCGCGAAGGCCCUCCUCGUCGCGCAGCUGCUCUACUUCUGCAUCUCCUGCGCACUACGCCUCGGUCAAUCGCUCUCAGUAAGCCUUCUCGAGGUCACGACUUUUGCGCAUGCUGUGUGCGCCGUCGCGACGUACGCGGUGUGGUGGAAGAAGCCGUUUAGCGUCGCAGAGCCGACCGUUAUCACCUGCGAGACCCAGGGUGCCGAGGAAAUUAUUGCGUACCUGCUGAUGGCGAGCAAGUGGACGACGGCUCGAUGCGCGGGUCUCUGGCAGUCAUCGUCACCCGGCGAGCUAUUUUUCCUUAUGGUGCGGCCUGCAGCUGGCGAUGCCGACAGCGGCAACAACCCUUCUGCAGUACCGCCGGCGGAGGUCAUAGCCAGCCACGGGCUUAGUCACGAAGCACCGGCAGCAGCGCCUUCAGAAAAGGCCACCCGCGUGGGCGAGUACAUAUUCCUUGCCCGCCCAGAUCCAAACCAACGUCAACCGUCGUCUUCUGGGAAAGUAGUCAGCAGGCUGUGGAGACCUCUGGGUGGCAAAGCGAUGAGUCGCCCGAGUGUCAACAUCGCACGCUGGACGCUAGCGGCGCGUGCUAUGACACGCAUGGGGAACGCCGGCGCACUCCCUAGAGCUGCUCUCCUCUCGCAGCAUGGGGGUCUCGGAGAGUCGGUAUUCGGCAGCGACGGACCUGCCUACUGGUGGCUUGUCCCUGGAUCCAUCGCCGCUGUUUACGGGCUCAUUCAUGUGGCGGCUUGGAACGCGUCGUUUCCAACAGUGCUUGAAGGCUUGCUUUGGCGUACUGCAUCGUUUUAUGCGCUUGCGCUGGGAUUUGCCCCUUCUGUAGUGUUGCAAACACUGCAAACGAUUUCCAAUGUCGCUUCACGCCCUAUGCGGUCUGUUUCAUUGACUCGGAGAAGGUUUUUUCUCAUCAUGAGGCUGAUUUCCUAUGCGAAUCUCUACUUGCUGAUUGUGACUUAUCCGAUUUUCACCACUUAUCUGCUUUUGGAAAGCGUUAGACAGAUUCUCUACCUUCCAGCCGACGCAUUCAAGCUUCCUGACUUCUCCGUUUAUGUUCCUCAUUUCUUUUGA